Molecule: messenger RNA, 1143 nt
Organism: Parastagonospora nodorum SN15
Lineage: Eukaryota; Fungi; Ascomycota; Dothideomycetes; Pleosporales; Phaeosphaeriaceae
Exons: 1
Coding region: 1-1143 (380 amino acids)
Biological process (GO): carbohydrate metabolic process
Molecular function (GO): hydrolase activity, hydrolyzing O-glycosyl compounds
Source: RefSeq, a predicted model, not a curated record
AUGAUUCCGCUGAAACUCACUUUACGGUUCGGCACAAUCUGGAUGCUGAUUCUAUGUCUCUACGUUCAAGGCACUCUGGCACUAUGCGAGUGUGGCUAUCGUGUUCACUAUGGGGGCGAUGCAGCCCAAUAUCCCAGGACUAUCCUCUAUACCGAAGCCUUACACGUCAACUUUCGCGCGCUGCACGACUUCGCUGACUCGAAGGACUGGAAAAUCAAGUACGUCCGCUUCAAUUAUGACCCAAGUAGCGGUCGUUACGGGAAGCGGGUGGCAGCGGAAAACAUUGUGCCAAACCCAGUCGCAAACCCCAAUCAAGGAUGGGACAGCGCUUCAAAGCAAGGCCCUGACGUCGAUUCCGGCCUGCAACUUAUAGUACGCUCCCAGAUUACGAACGGCCUAGUAAGUGUAGCGCAGAUACAAUCGAAAAGGGAUGACGCGCAGUUCGGAAGCUUUCGAACUUUCAUGAAGACAACAUCGAUCUCUGGUACUUGCGCGAGCCACUUCUGGUACAAUAGCGACUCCAAAGAAAUCGACAUGGAAAUGCUGUCACGUCAACAAGGAGUCAAGCAAAGCAACCCUUACCCGGCAAAUCUGGUUGUGCACAGCGACGCGAGUGUCGCCGACGGCAAUGACGCGAGAAACACGGCUGGCUUCAUCGAAGGCAAGAUGGGCGUCGUACCGUCCGAUGGGUUUCAUGAGUAUCGGUACGAUUGGAGCGAGAACCUCGUCAGCUUUUAUCUUGACGGGAGUUGGAUGGGAGACUUGAAUCAAUCCGUACCAGCAGUUCCGGGAGUCUUUCAAAUAAGUCACUGGAGCGAUGGAAAUCCGAACUGGACGGCAGGGCCGCCUGCACAGGAUGCUAUAUUGACUGUCGCAUAUUUCAUGGGUUACUUCAACUCGACAGAUGCAAAGCGCAACCGAGAAUACAAUGCGUUGUGUGGCGGAGGCCAGGGCGACGACAAGAUAUGUGAUGUGCCAGACUACAAGGGAAUGGCGAAUUCAGGAGGCAAAGGGCCUAUGUUUGUUGGAGUGUCUCAAAACGAGACCGGAGAACGGCAUAAUAGCGCGUCACAGUUCAAGGGCAGCGUAGCUACACCGUUGGUCAUUUUUUGUGCUAUUAUUGCCAUAUUCAUAGCAAUGUAG